Molecule: messenger RNA, 1818 nt
Organism: Nerophis lumbriciformis (worm pipefish)
Lineage: Eukaryota; Metazoa; Chordata; Actinopteri; Syngnathiformes; Syngnathidae
Source: RefSeq, a predicted model, not a curated record
AUGGCUGUUGCUGUGUUAGGAGCUAGAACGGUUCUUGUCAACAUGAGGUCCACUUUCCAAAGAGUACGGCUUUUUGGUCAAACCAGACUUAUCCAGAGUUCUAGGUCAUAUCUGGUCAAGAGGGGGCACGUUCUGACCAACAUCCCCAAGUUCGCGUUGCUGUUUUGGGGUACAGCAAGUGUACCCUCAGCCAAAUGCCAACAAGCUGCUCUGCCAGUCCAAAUCACCAACAGGAAGUCUCUAGCCAAGAUUCAAGUGCACAAACUAGUCUUUCUCAUCCGCCUAGGUGUGCGUGCGUUAGUGCUUUUCAUGAAAUUCUCCCCUUUCCUGCUUCUUUCCCCCUUGGUUCUGAUUUCCGCUCGCUGGGCAUCGUGCUGGUUGGAUGCCCUGCUGUGGGUGACUGAAAGCUCUGGCCCAGCCUUCAUUAAGCUGGGGCAAUGGGCCAGCACCAGGAGAGACAUCUUCCCUCAGGAGUUCUGCGACCGUUUUUCCAGACUUCACGUGAAGGUCCGUCCUCAUUCAUGGGCCCACACCAAGCUGUGCCUCAAAAGGGCUUUUGGAGAAGGCUGGAAGAAAGUUCUCAUGUUCGAGAGCAAAGAACCGGUGGGCUCAGGUUGCGUGGCCCAGGUUUACCGCGGCUGGGCCAAAAAGGAUCAGGUGGAGGACCCGGACUUUCAAACGCUAGUGGAGGAGAUGGAAAGGGAGGAUCUUCUAGAAGCGUGGGAGAUUCCUGGUCUGAGUGGAGUGUUGAGCUCUAUGUGGAAUUUCUGGAAAGGAAGAAACAAGGAAGAUGAGGAGAAGCUUCAUGAGAACACCUUGCACGAAGAUCACAGGAUACCUGUGGCUAUUAAGGUGCUUCAUCCAGGCCUGAGACGACAAGUGGAGAUGGACCUGCUGCUGAUGAAGGCAGCUAGCUUCCUUUUACACUGCCUACCUGGACUUAAGUGGCUUAGCCUGCCAGAAAUUGUCAGCGAGUUUGAAAAUCUCAUGACUAAACAGAUUGACCUUCGUUUUGAGGCCAAGAAUAUUGAGCGCUUUCGCGAGAAUUUCCGCAACGUCGACUACGUGAAGUUUCCUACUCCAUUGCGGCCUUUUGUCACCAGGACAAUUCUGGUCGAAACAUUUGAAGAGAGCGAGCCCAUCUCAAACUACCUUGGAGUAGAGACUCCACAGAAGGUGAAGCAGAAGAUUGCCAGGAUGGGAGUUGACACUCUGUUAAAAAUGGUUUUUGUGGAUAACUUCGUCCAUGCUGAUCUCCAUCCUGGCAACAUCUUAGUACAGCAUUGCGGCCCACCCGCGGGGUCCUCAGAUGUCCCUGCUGCAGACCAGGGGAAGACCACCCUGACCGACCUGUGGGAUACAGUGGUUGUGAGCGUCAGGCCCGAGACGUGUCCUUACCAGCUGGUGCUGCUGGACGCCGGCAUCGUGGCGCAGCUGAGCGGUCGCGACCUGGACAACUUCAAGGCUGUCUUCACUGCCGUUGUGCGGCGCCAGGGUGAACGAGUAGCAGAGCUAAUCCUCCAUCACGCUCGGGCUAACGAGUGCCAAGAUGUGCCACGCUUUAAGAAGGAGAUGGCCCAGCUGGUGGACGUUGCCCUCAGCAGCACCCUCUCCCUGGGAAAGAUCCAAGUAGCCGACUUGCUCUCUAGAGUCUUUGGCCUACUAAUCAAACACAAGGUGAAACUGGAAAGUAACUUUGCAUCCAUCGUCCUUGCUAUCAUGGUACUGGAAGGCCUGGGCCGCUCUUUGGACCCCAACUUGGACAUCUUGGAGCUGGCCAAACCGCUGCUGCUCAAAAACUGUGCCUCACUCGUAUAA